AUGGUCGUCCAUGCUGCUGCCUCUGCUGCUGCUGUUGCUGCUGCCUCUGCUGCUGCUGUUGCUGCUGCCUCUUGCUGCUGCUGCUGCUGCUGCUGCUGCUUGGUUCCUUUACUCAAGUUACUCCUCUAGCUGCCUGGGCUGCUCUUCUCUCACAUCCAUACACAAAAUUAGCUCCACCCACUUAUUUAUGUGUGGUUUACUUGUGUGUAACGUCAGUGAGGGACUCUUCAAGCUCUGGAGGCUGCCACCUGGGUCGCCAAAGCUGUUACAAUGGAAGAGCUUACUGGAUGUUUAAAGCAUAAGCAGGAUGAAAAUGAAGAGGACUCUUCACUCAAGGCUAUUGUGGCUCAAGAGGACCCGGCAUUUUACUCUGACGCAGCAGCUUACUGGGACAGUGUUCCUGCCACAGUCAAUGGUAUGCUUGGAGGGUUUGCUCAUCUUAAUUUAGCUGAUAUAAGUGGCUCUGACACAUUUUUACGAAGUGUGUUUAAGAUGAAAAAUCCUCCUGGACAUGGACGAGCUGUUGACUGUGGUGCAGGAAUUGGCAGAAUUACCAAACAUUUACUGCAAAAACAUUUUGGUAAAGUCGAUCUUGUUGAGCAGUGUCAGAAUUUUUUAGACAGAGCAAAGGAGAACUUCAAGGGUUCCAAGAAAAUUGGUGAAUUUUUGUGUCAAGGCCUCCAGCAUUUUUCACCUAGGCCUAACACUUAUGAUGUUGUGUGGUGUCAGUGGGUUUUGGGACACUUGACUGAUGCAGAUUUGGAAGACUUUUUUAGGAGAAUGGCUUAUGGACUAAAACCCUGUGGAGUAAUUGUGGUCAAGGAAAAUGUUACUUCUUCUGGUAAAGUAGAGUUGGAUGAAGAAGAUUCGUCUGUGACUCGACCAGAACGCCAACUUUUAGACAUUAUCGAACGGGCAGAACUCAAAAUUCUGAAAAAUACAAAGCAACCAAACUUUCCAAAGAGUCUUUAUGAAGUAAAUAUUCUGUGCCUUAAGCCUAAAAAAAAGAGUAUAUUAAGUUAAUCAAAAAAUUUACAAGUGUAAUUGUAUUGGGCUCUUCAGUGUUCUUUGACAUAUAGUAUGUUGCUAAAAUAAUUAAAUUUAUAUUCCAUGGGAAGAAAAUAUGAAGUAAGAAAUUUACCCACCAUGAAUGUACGAAUUAAUAAUUUAAAAUAUUUAAAUGAAUCGUGUGUAUUCAUAAUGACUGCCAAGUGAUGUUGAAGUUCAUUAUCAUACCUGUGUUUACCUGUAACUGAUUUCAAGGGCUUUUUCUACCUCUGCAGUCUGGCCUAAAACCAGGCUCUCCUGUUGACUGCUUAGUCUACCAGGCUAUUUGUGUUGGCUGUCCACAGGCUCACAAGAUAGCAGUCCAUCUAACAUUUUCUUGAAAACUUGUAACUUCAUUCUAGCAAAGUGGCAGUCAUAAAUUGUUUGUUGAACUUCAUUAUGCAUUUUAUGAGUAUUUAUGCUUGACAAAAAUUAAUAAUUAGUAAAAGAUGA
Molecule: messenger RNA, 1500 nt
Organism: Cherax quadricarinatus
Lineage: Eukaryota; Metazoa; Arthropoda; Malacostraca; Decapoda; Parastacidae
Product: N-terminal Xaa-Pro-Lys N-methyltransferase 1
Biological process (GO): N-terminal protein amino acid methylation
Cellular component (GO): cytoplasm
Molecular function (GO): N-terminal protein N-methyltransferase activity
Source: RefSeq, a predicted model, not a curated record